This is a messenger RNA of Paramuricea clavata, 2122 nucleotides long. The record is from the annotation of a GenBank genome assembly. Lineage: Eukaryota; Metazoa; Cnidaria; Anthozoa; Malacalcyonacea; Plexauridae.
AUGAACGAGAAUGAGUUAUCCACCAGUGAGAAUGAACUGCCUAAACAUCUUCACAGUCUUUACGACAGGAGUGUACGUAGUCUUCCGAACGAAGACGAGCAGCGGUUAUUGAGUCAUUUUUUGUGUGAGAACUCUGAUGUGUUUUCAAAGGAUGCUACUGACAUAGGACAAACGAACGUGGUGAAACAUAACAUCUUCACUGGUGACCAUCCUCCUAUAAAACAACAAGCAAGAUGGAUGCCAAGAGUAAAAAGAGAGGAAGCGGGACGAGCUGUGGACGAAAUGUUGAAAGGGGGAAUUAAAGAGCCAUCAACAAGUCCUUGGUCGUCACCUAUCAUAUUAGUGCGUAAGAAAAACGGCACUACACGGUUUUUCGUGGAUUACCGUAAGCUGAACAACAUUACAAGAAAAGACUCGUAUCCGCUGCCGAGGAUAGACGAUACAAUGGGAGCUUUACAAGGAGCGACUUGGUUCUCAACUCUUGACCUGAAGUCUGGGUACUGGCAAGUUCAACUUAGCGCCGAAGCCAUGGAAAAAACAGCAUUCUCGGUAACAGGCCUUGGACACUGGCAGUUUAAAGUCAUGCCUUUUGGACUCUGCAAUGCACCCGCUACCUUUAAAAGACUGAUAGAACAUAUGUUGGCAGGUCUUUCGUGGAAGGUAUGCUUAGUAUAUCUGGACGAUGUUAUAGUUUACGGAUCGUCAUUUUCUGAUCAAAUGGAGAACCUGAAGGAAGUUCUUCAGUGGUUAAGAUGGGCACGCUUAAAGUUGUCACCGGAUAAGUGUAUUCUUUUACAGCGCGAAGUAUCUCAGAUACAUUGUUAAGAAGAAUGGUGUGAAGGUGGACGCGAGAAAGUUAGAAGCAGUUGCAGAAUGGCCUAUACCACGAAACGUAACAGAAGUUAAGAAAUUCUUAGGGCUGGCGUCUUAUUAUAGAAGAUUCAUUGCUAAUUUCGCUGAAAUCGCGAAGCCGCUUCACAAGUUGACAGAGAAAGAUGCAACCUUUGCGUAGACAAACGAGUCGGAUAGAGCCUUUAAGAAGCUCAAAGAAGUCUUGUGUAGUGUUCCUAUUUUAGUUUUUCCUAGAGAAGGCGCAGAGCUUAUUCUUGAUACAGACGCGAGCGGGGAAUCCGUAGGAGCAGUCCUAAGUCAAAAGAGUGAAAAUGGAGAUGAAAAAGUAAUCGCGUAUUAUAGCAAAGUACUCAGUGAAACUGAACGCCAGUACUGCGUCACACGAAGGGAACUACUAGCCGUAGUACAGGCAGUGUCUCAUUUGCAUUGUUAUUUGUAUGGGCAACAUUUCCAGAUUAGAACUGACCAUUCAGCUCUCCAAUGGCUUUUGCGUUUUCGUCACCUGGAAGGUCAAGUGGUAAUCUUAGAGGAAAUCUUAGAGGAAUAUGAUUUCAGGAUUGAAUUUUGUCCAGGAAAGGGACAUCAGAAUGCAGAUGCAAUGUCGAGACGCCCUUGUGUUAAUCAUAAUUGCAAGCAUUGCGAUCGUGUUGAAACACGUGAAAACAUUUUCAAGGAAAAUAAGGAGAAGUUUGAAGCAGAUGGAGACAAGGUGACCUUUACUGGAUCAUCAACUGCUACAAACCUAAUUGCCCGUAUAAUAGAAACUGAAAAUGAACUGAUCAAGAUAAUCAGUAAGGAAGAACUUCGAAACAAACAAUUGCAAGACCCACAUAUUGGUCCAAUAAUGAGGUGGCUCGCACAAAGUUCGCAGCGACCUGAAUGGGGAAAUAUCUCGACAGAAAGUGAGGAAACAAAAGUCCUUUGGGCUCAAUGGGAUAGUUUAACGUUACGCGAAAACAUAUUAUAUAGAGUUUGGGAAACAUUAAAUGCUAAGGAUGUCGCACUUCAACUAGUUGUUCCCAAAAGUUUAAGAGAUACUGUAUUGCGACAGUCACACGAUUGUGUUACCUCGGGACAUUUUGGAAUUAGCAAGACUUUAGCGAAAGUGAAGCAAGGAUUUUAUUGGAUUGGUUGUCGAAAUGACGUUAAAACAUGGUGUAAACAAUGUGACUUAUGUAAUUCUCGCAAAGGCCCAAAACGGAGAGAGAAGCUCCACUCCAAAUAUAUCAGGUUGGAUCACCUAUGGAACGGAUCGCUAUACAUGUGCUAG